Messenger RNA from Apis mellifera (honey bee), 1109 nucleotides. RefSeq lists its product as uncharacterized. The record is from RefSeq and is a predicted model, not a curated record. The transcript is spliced from 2 exons. Bases 242 to 1099 code for a protein of 285 amino acids. Lineage: Eukaryota; Metazoa; Arthropoda; Insecta; Hymenoptera; Apidae.
UGUCAUAAACAGUCAUAGAGUCAUAGUGGAUGGCAGCAGCUACUUAAUCAUCUAAGUCGAUUACCAGACAUACAAGGCGUUUCUUACCCUCUCCCAACAGUGAUACUCCCUCGAUCUAUAUACAAGUUGCUGGCGAUCCAAAGCUGCCAAGGAAGCGGACGAAUCUCUCGCACAGUCGAGGAUCAGACUUCGUUCAGCUCGGCCGAUUUGAACGAUCGCUUCCAGAGGACAAUCCGACAAAAUGCUAUUGCAUGUUACAUACCUUAUCUUGCUAUCAGGCAUUCUACCUAGAUCAUUUUUGCAAAUAAAUGCGGCUCCAGCGACUUAUGAUCAGCGACAGAAUGGUGAUUUCAAUGUGGACGCCAAAUUUGACAAUUUUUUGAUAGUCGUUGCUACUUCCGGUAAUGGUCUCUUCUUCAGGAAUCUGGCAUCACAAAUGCUAGAGAUGAACGAGCUAAUUCCGCAGUACAGUAAGCAACAACAGAUCAGCGAGAAACCAUCUGAAACGUUAGUUUAUGAGACAGAAAAUGCAGAUGGCGGGAGGGAGCCUUACCACGUCGAGAUCGUUCAUAUAGAAAAGGAAGCGGAUAAAGGUAAACAUCCUGUUGAAUCGCCCGAUGCUAAAAGUAGCGAAAAAAUUGAAUUGUUAAAAGGUACUAAAAAUUCUGAAACGAUGCCGCAAGAUACAACUAAUUCAGAAAUACUUAUUGAUAGCAAAAGGGCAAUAAAAAAGACUAAACAAAUUUCGAAUGAUACAUCAGAACUACAUCUGAUUAUUGAUAGUUCGAUGAAAGAAAACAAAAGAUCCGCAAACGCUAGAAAUUUACAAGUGGAAAAUUUCGAUCGUUCUGAUGACUUACCGGUUAAAGAAGAGAUAUCAAAGGCAACUAAACCAGGUAUAUCGUUGAAAAAACAAUUAUCUAAGGAGGAAGAGGAGGAUAUACCUUCGAUAUCUGAAGAGAGGAAUGAACUGGAGAAUAAGCGUCAGGAGCUGGUGUUACUGGGAGGUGGUAUUGAGAAUUGUGGACCUGGAAGAUAUAGAGAUAAAUUUGGUAUCUGUCAGAACGAUAAGAAUUAUAAAGAAAUUUACUCCAUAUAGAAAAAAGUAA